This is a messenger RNA of Mytilus trossulus (common blue mussel), 7288 nucleotides long. RefSeq lists its product as uncharacterized. Bases 40 to 5274 code for a protein of 1744 amino acids. The transcript is spliced from 7 exons. NCBI's taxonomy places the organism in Eukaryota, Metazoa, Mollusca, Bivalvia, Mytilida, Mytilidae. The record is from RefSeq and is a predicted model, not a curated record.
UGUAUUGGGUAAUUAAGAUAACCCAGUUGCAUUAUUGAAAUGGCCUUUACCUGUCCAUUGUUCCUAUUGGUUAUAUGUUUGACCUGUUGUGAUUAUACUCUUGGCCUGACACUGCAAACAAAACUAGGCCAGAUCAGAGGUGUAUCGAACACAUUAACAAUGCAAGGCAUCCAGUACAACUACAGUGAGUUCAGGAAAAUACCAUAUGCAAAACCUCCUGUUGGAAAUCUUCGUUUUGAAAAGCCAAUCACGUUUGGACCCUGGAAUGAAAUGCUUGAUGCCACUAAAUUCGGUCCGUCGUGUGUGCAAUAUUCAUAUCCGGAAAUGGCCGCUUACCUACCUAAUGUAAACCAAUCAGAAGAUUGCUUAUUCCUGAAUAUUUACAUUCCAAGUGAUACAUCUAGAUCGAAUAAGAAGUCGGUGAUGAUAUGGAUUCAUGGUGGGGGAUAUGAGUCCGGACAAGGGAUGCUCUAUGAUGGUUCAUAUCUAAGCGCUAUAGGCGAUGUUAUAGUAGUCACUUUAAACUACAGACUCAAUAUUUUUGGAUUUUUAAGCACUAACGAUGCAUUAAUUGCUGGAAAUUACGGAUUAUGGGACCAAAAAUUGGCAAUUCAAUGGGUGAAGGACAAUAUAGAAAGUUUUGGAGGGAAUUCAGAAUCAGUCACCAUUUUUGGUCAAUCAGCUGGGGCAUUUAGUGUCAUGCUACAAUCUAUUCAUUCUGGAAACAAGGGACUAUUUCGACGCGUUAUAGCUCAAAGUGGCACCGCUGAUUCUAUUUUAGCAACUUCUUCUAAAUCUCGUUCACUUACGCAAAAGAUAGCUCUCAGUCUAAACUGUGAUUAUUUAUUAACAAAUGAAACGGUUAAAUGUUUAAAAAGCAAAUCAUCAAAAGAUAUUUAUCAAGUUUAUCUUGAGCAAUCUUCUAACGGUAGUAUUUUAAAGCUAACAAAUAAUUCCAUGGAUAUUCACCUUGACCUCAAUUAUGCACCAGUCGUUGAUGGGCAAUUUCUAAAAGAUUCACCAGUUAAUAUUAUAAAACAUCGGAAUUCGCCUGAAUUCGAUCUAUAUAAAUCGUUAGAUAUAAUUGUAGGAAAUGAAGAAUCAGAAGGCUCGUUUAUUCUAGAUUAUUUAAAGCUCCUUCAAAAGUCUUUACCUUUCAACAUGAAAGACGGAAUAUCAUCAGACUAUUUGUGUAAGCAUAUUGUUCCACCCUUCGUUGAAGAUUACUUUGGGGGUAACCUUGCAUUAGCGUUAUCUAUAUGCAUGAAGUAUUAUAGUAAAGGCACCCUACAAGAACAAGGCCAAAAUGUAGUGAACUUUUAUGGAGACAAUACGAUGUACAUGCCAGCAGUUCAAAGUCUAAACUCACACGCUUUAAGAAACUACAAUUCAAAACAGUUUCAGUUUUUAAAUAAAAGAAGAUCUAUAUUUUCUCCACAACAAGAUUCGUAUCCAUGGUUUAAAGAAGCUGGUCAUGCAGCAGAGUUAUCGUUCUUGUUUCCAUUUGGACAACGAUCGAGUAACACAGAAGACAACGACAAUACUCGGUUUUCAAAAAUGUUAAUGAAAUAUUGGAGUAAUUUUGCAAAAACAGGAGACGUUAAUUCUGCUGGUCUACCAAGAUGGCCGACAUACAACUUGAGAACAAAACAAUAUGCCUUACUUGAUGUAAAUGUUACAACGAAGAUCACUUUACUUUCGUUGCUGUUUUUAAAUUGCACCACUGUAUAUUCGGACACAAACUUCAAACUGUCGACAAAACUAGGGGACAUCAAAGGAGUUCAGUCAGUUUUGACAAUCAACAGUACUUCUUAUCAUUAUAAUAUGUUCAAGAAUAUACCUUAUGCAAAACCGCCUAUUGGUCGAUACAGAUUCCGUAAGCCUGUUUCGUAUGGUCAAUGGAAUGGUACAUUAGAUGCAACGCAGUUUGGACCCUCUUGUAUUCAGACAAAGAAUGCUUUUGUUGACAAAUGGCUGCCAAAUUUAAAUCAAUCAGAAGAUUGUUUACGUCUGAAUAUUUACGUUCCAACAAAUGCGUCUACAGCAAAGAAGAAGAGUGUAAUGGUCUGGAUACAUGGUGGAGGAUACCAGACUGGUCAAGGAAUGCUUUAUAAUGCUUCAUAUAUAUCGGCUGUCGGUAACGUCAUUGUUGUUACUAUCAACUAUAGGCUAGAAGCUUUUGGAUUUUUCAGCACAAAUGAUGAUAUUGCACCUGGAAAUUAUGGACUUUGGGAUCAAAAGAUGGCAAUCGAAUGGGUUAACAAUUAUAUUGAAAGUUUUGGUGGUGAUACCAAAUCAAUCACUUUAUUUGGACAAUCUGCCGGUGGACUUAGCGCAGGCCUUCAGGCUUUCAACGUCAAAAAUAAAGGACUCUUCCAACGCGUCAUAUUACAAAGUGGUGUUGGCAAUAGUAUAUUUUCGACAAAGCCAUUUCCGCGUACAGAAGCUAAAGAGCUAGCAAAACUUGUGAAUUGUUCAACAAAUUUGACCAACGACACCAUGCAAUGUUUACGAAGUAAGUCGGCAAAAAAUAUUCAUGAAGCUUGCGAGAUUAUAUCAAACAAAACACAUAAAUUAAAAAAAUUUCAUAUCGGAAUUCCGUUUGCUCCAGUGGUUGAUAAUAUCUUUCUUGUAGAUAAGCCACAGAAUAUUUUAGAAAACCCAGGACCAGUUCUUGAUUUUUAUAGAUCCCUAGAUAUUUUAAUGGGAAAUAGUGAUUCUGAAGGGUCCUCGCUGAUUCUUAUUUUAGAAGGCAGGAAAGAUAUUAACGUGACUAAUGGAAUCCCGUCUAACUACUUGUGUGAUCACGUUAUACCUCCUUUGUCCACAGAUUACUUUAACAACGUCUCAAGCGUGACACCUUUUAUAUGUAAUGAAUACAGAAGUAAUGGGUCUUUACUCCAACAGAGCAGCAAUAGUGUAAACUUCUAUGGGGACGUUUUCUUUUAUAGUCCAUCUGUGUUCAAUCUUAACAUUCACUCAUCAAACCGAGACUCUCAUCGUUACUUCUACUUGAAUAGACGAAAAUCGGUUGAUAAUUCCCUUGGUACUCCGCCAUGGUUCAACGGCACUGCACAUGGCGACGAGUUAUUUUACUUGUUCCCUAGUCUAAUAUCUAAUCCCAUUAAAGAUGAUAAAUCCUUCAGCAUGUCACUGGUGAAAUAUUGGUCUAACUUUGCCAAGACUGGGGACGUAAAUGGACCAGGAUUACCAUACUGGCCACAGUAUGAUGUCCAGGAUAAACAAUAUGCUGAACUUGAUGUGAAUGUGAAAAUCAAGAGUAACUUGUUCAAAUCACGAGUUGACUUCUGGCUUAAUGAUAUUACCACUUUAUUGAGAAUGCUGAAACAGGACUCAAAUGGGGGCCAACCAUGUUGUCAAGUCAGCUUUGUUAUGAUUGCUUUGGUUUUUAUAUUCACUUUGAUUAUGAUGCGUGUUUUGUUGAUGUUAUCGUUAACAGUAGUGACAGUACUGGGUCAAAGUACACACACUGUUAAUACAAGACUAGGUAAACUAACAGGUGUAUCAUCGUCUGUUAAUGAUGGAAAUACAAGUUAUCAACUGAGAAUAUACAAAAAUAUACCCUAUGCUAAACCUCCAGUUGGUCAGCUUAGAUUUAUGGAGCCUUUGCCUUUCGGGAAAUGGACCGGAACUCUAGAUGCUACACAAUUUGGACCAUCGUGUAUUCAGUUAUCAUCACCGUCAGACGCUAAAUUUCUCCCAAAUUUAAAUCAAUCCGAAGAUUGUUUACAGUUAAAUAUAUACGCACCCGUUAACGCUUCAUCUUCAAAUAAAAAGUCAGUUAUGAUCUGGAUUCACGGUGGAGGUUAUUCGAACGGACAAGCGAUGCUUUUCGAUGCUUCUUAUCUCUCUGCGCUUGGUGAUGUUGUCGUAGUAACAGUUAAUUACCGUUUACAUAUAUUAGGAUUUUUUAGCACAUCUGAUAGUGUGGCACCUGGAAACUAUGGUCUGUGGGAUCAAAAGCUUGCUAUUCAAUGGGUUCAGGAUAAUAUUUUUCAAUACGGAGGAGAUCCGAGUUCUGUUACCAUCUUCGGGGAAUCAGCAGGAGGCUUCAGUGUGGCUCUACAAGCCAUUAGUCCAAAUAAUAGAGGACUAUUUCAAAGAGUUAUUGCUCAAAGUGGUGUUAGCAAUACGUUGUUGGCUACAUCACCAAUUCCUCGACAAUCUGCAAAAGCACUCGCAACUGAUUUGAACUGUUCUGAUGCAUUGACAAUUGACACUAUGUCUUGCCUACGAAAUAAAUCAGCCGAUGAAAUUAGAAAUUCAUUAUUUACCCUCACAAAACAGUUUUAUUUGACACCUGAUAUACAUAUUUACAUCGCUUUUGCUCCUGUUGUUGAUAAUAACUUUCUGAUUGACACACCACAAAAUAUAAUGAGUGGAAAAGGUCCCGGAUUUGAGUUUUACAAAUCAUUAGAUGUAAUUAUAGGAAACUGUGAAUCAGAAGGCUCGUUACUAGUUAGUACCAUGCAUACAAGAAAUUAUGCCAAUUUGACAAAUGGCAUCCCAUCGGAACUUUUGUGUAAAAAUAUAAUACCUACAACGGCAGCUGACUACUACCAGAAUAACACUGACAUUAUUAAACCUAUAUGUGAUCAGUAUAAAGUCAGUGGACUAGCAAAGCAAAGUAUGAAUGCUGUGAACUAUUAUGGAGACAUCUUUAUGUAUAGUCCAGCAGUGCAAAGUCUUCAGGUCCACGCAGCUCAAAGCAAUCGCAAACAUUUUCAAUAUAUUAGCAGACGUUCUUCUUUCUGGUCACUGUCUACUAAGAGAUAUGCUCCAUGGUUUGUAGGGCCAGGUCACGCGUCAGAGAUACCGUUCUUGUUUCCAUUUAAAUCGUUGUCUAAUGCUACUGAAGAUGACAAGAAUUACAGUGUGACUAUGAUGAAGUAUUGGUCUAACUUCGCUAAAACAGGGGAUACAAAUGGCGAUGGAUUGCCUGUAUGGAAGGAGUACGAUCUAGCAACGAGAUCUUAUAUUCUAUUAGAUGUCAAUGUUACAACUCAACAAAACUUAUACAAAGACAGAAUCGACUUCUGGCUGCAAACAAUUCCAAAUAUACUAAAUACAACAAAGACCACAACAUCUGCAGGAACUAUUUCAACAGCGACUAGUUCAGAAGAAGUUUCAACACAACAAAGCACGCGAUCAAUGAAAACAACCCCCAAAAAUCAGGGCAAUGGUGGUCAAAGUUAUAUCCCGCAAAUGUUCUAUUUAGUUAUUGCCCUUUUGUUUGCUUGUUUAGCUUUAUAAUUGACUACUAAGAACAUUACAUUUUGUUCAUAUGUUUUGCAAUUUUUAUAUAAAAAAUCGAUAUUUAACAAACAAACAAAAAACAGAUUUGAACUAGAAAAUUAUAUAACAGAAAAAAAACAAGGAAAAUUCUCAUCGGUAAGUCUUUCAGCAAAUGGUAAAACCCUAAGCUCAAACAUUUCCAACGAAUGAAUAACGACUGUCACAUUCUUGAAUUUGUACAGGAUAAAACCAGGUUUUAAAGUUAGCUAAAACUCUCACUAGCCGUCAGUCUUCUCAGAUUUCUACUUUGUGUCUUUUUGUUUUCGGAAGAUACGAGUACCAUACAACGUUCACUCUGUGUUUGUAAGACGUUUAUCUAUUUGUAUCUAAGACUUUUUUAAUUAAUUUUUAUAGUACUCUGUUGCACCAAUAUCCCAGUUAGGGGAGAAUUGAGCGCUCACACUCUUUAUGUGCCUGCCAAAAGUCAGGAGCCUGUAGUUCAGUGGUUGUCGUUUGUUUAGUUCUGUCAUAUUUGUUUUUCGUAAAUUGUUUACAAAUAAAUUAAGCCGGUAGUUUUCUCAAUUGAUUUGUCUUAAGGUGGUACCAAACACUUUUACUAAAAUUAAUUUUGCUCGGUUAAUUUUCAUAAAAUUUUGACACAGUAUGAACCUUGACCCUUUUACAAAAAUUCAAAAAAAAUGAAAUAAGCGUUUAAUUAGAAAAUUUCACUGGUUAUAUAGCAGUUUGACAAACACUAAUGUUGAUCAUUGAGAAGCUUUGUGUUGCCUUCAAAACACAGCGUUCUUAAAACACUUAGCUGAUAUUACAGAGUUAUUUCCUUCCCUGUAGUGUUAGGUACCACCUUAAUCGGCGUCUUUUAAAGCCUAUAUGUACCAAACGCUAUGGACUUUCUCAUUGUCUAAGGUCGAACGGUUACCUAUAAUUAUGAUUGCUUACAUUCAUUUCAUUUGAACUUUGAUGGAUAGCUGUCUCUUUUGCAAUCAUACAACACCUCCUUCUUUUUAAAUUGUAAUUUUCAUUUAAAACUGUAGCUUUAUAUAGAAAUUUUCACCUAUCAUUGGAUCAUUUAAUGUCUGAUAUUUUUCGUCUCCUUUAAACCUUUUGCGCAAUAAAUUAGAGAACAAGAGUUCGAUCCCAUCUACAAAAAGACAAAACAAAUAUAGGGUUAUGAAUGUGUCUGUCCCAAGUCUGCAAGAGCUGUUAUUCAGUGGUUGUCGUUUGUUUAUGUGUUACAUAUUUGUUUUUCGUUCAUUUUUUGUACAUAGAUUAGAUCGGUAGAUUUCUCGUUUGAAUUGUUUUACAUUGUCAUUUCGGCUAUUUUUUUAGCUGACUAUGCGAUAUAGUAGUCCCAGAAAAAUAGAUAAAGUAGCCUUGCCAAUCGUCAUAAUUAUUUGGACUAAGGCAAUACGUAAUAUCAUGAGUAACUCAGUUGACUGACGAUUUCGGCUUUUCAGUAUUUAGCUUGUGUGUCGAUUUUUUAUUGUUGACACUUUUUGUUGUUUCAAGUUUCUGUUUAUUGUUCAAAAUAAUUUGGUUACCAUGAUUUGCCAGUGAAAGGAGUCUACUUCAUUAAAAGACGUUGUCUGACAGUUUUAACAUAAACAUAGACAGUAAAUUAAUCUCAAAUUUCUGAAAGCAAUACAGGCUAGUUUGUGAGAUUUUUCAAUAUAUAAAAUGGGUUUCAAGAUAAUAGACAAAACAUAGUACGUUUAACCUCCUAUGUGCUAUAUUUAGCCAUUAAGGCCAUGUUCUUUGGCGGUCUGAAUCGUCGGACAUAUUUUUAAUAAGUAGAUAUUUCUAAGAGGAUUGCUAAGGUUAGCUCCAGUUGUCUUUCAGUUACUUUAUAUAUACACAUAUAUAUGUGUACUUUCAUGUCGGUACUGUGGGUCUUAAGUCUUAUCAUAAGAGCUCACAAACAAUCAGAUAUGCAUGUGCAAGUCAAUCUUUUAGCAAGCACCCUUCAAUCUUGUGCUUAUGUUUGGUUACUGUUUGCCUAUAUGUAUAUCAUCAU